AUGGGGAUAAGGAAUGAAAUAGAGGAAAGAAGUAGAAUUGAAGAGGAAGUAGAAGGGAUACAGCAGAGAGAGGUUGUUGUAGAUAAGGAGAGGUGGAGAAUUGUUACAUUCUAUAACAAAGAGGGAAGUAAGGAAGAAUUAGAUAGAUUAAAAGAGAUGAUAGGAGAGAGGGAAGAAGAAAAUAUGAUAAUAGUAGGAGACUUUAAUGCAAGAAUUGGUAAGGAAGGGGGUUUUUGUGACCAGAUUGGCGAAGAAAAAGGAGAAAAUGGCAAAGAACGGAGGUCGAAAGAUGAAGUGUUAAAUAAACAAGGGUGUGAGUUGGUUAAGGUAGUAGGAGAAAGAGGAUGGUUGAUACUAAAUGGGUGGAAAAAAGGGGAUGAAGAAGGAGAGUGGACGUUUGAAAAAGCGGGAGGGAAAUCAGUGAUAGAUUAUGGAAUUGUAAAUUUGGAGGCAGAAGAGAAAAUUAGAUGUUUUGAAAUAGGGUGCAGGGCAGAAUCAGAUCACCAGCCAAUAAUGAUAGAGUUAGGAAAGGAAUAUACAAGGCAGGAGAAGGAAAAAGAGAGCGAGGCAGAGAUGAUACAGGAUUGGUCAGAGGAGGGCAUAGAAAUAUUUAGGAAAAAUAUAGAGGACGUAGAGUGGGAAAAAGGAGAGGGGGAAGGACGAUGGGAAGAAAUGGAAGAAGUAAUGAAAAGAGCACCUAAAAUGAAGAGGAGAGGGGGAAGGAAAGAGGUAGGCUGGGUACCAUGGUGGGAUAGAGAGUGUAGGGAGAAAAAGAGAGAGGUUAAUAGGGCGGGGAGAAGAUAUAGGAGAAGGAAGUCGGGAUAUGAGGAAUUUGUGAAAAAAAGAAGGGAAUAUAGGGAUAUAUGUGAAAAGAAAGAAGUAGAGCAUAAGAAGCUUGAGGAGAGAGAGAUAGAAAAGAUUACAACAGAAGCACAGGCAUGGGAAUUUAUAAAUAGGAGAAGGAAGAAAAAGGAGGGAAUAAGUAAGGAAAUUAAAAGGACGGAGUGGGUAGAGUAUUUUAAGACAGCAUUAGAGGGAGUUGACGAGAAAACGGUAGAAAAAGGAGAAAGACUGAAUGAAGUUAGAAAAGACGAAGGGAUAAGUCGAGAGGAAAUAAGAUUAGAAAUAAAAAGAUUAAAGAAGGGUAAGGCGGCAGGGAUUGAUGGGAUAAGAAAUGAAGCAUGGAUGAUGGGGGGAGGUAAAGUAAGUGUAAAGUUAGAGGAAAUUUAUAGAAAGAUUUGGGAGGGAGAGGGAUUCCCAGAAAAAUGGAGAAUAGGAGUGGUAGUUCCGAUAUGGAAAAAAGGGGAUAAAAAUGUGGUAGGGAAUUACAGGGGUGUCACGCUUACAAGCACUGCGUAUAAGAUAUAUGCGAACAUUUUAAAUAAAAAGUUGGUGAAAGAGCUAGACGAGAAAAGAGGAUGGGGCAGAACGCAGGCAGGAUUUAGAAAAGGAAGAGGAACAAUAGAAAAUAUUAAGAUCUUAAAACACCUAGUAGGAAGAAGACUAAAGGAGAAGAAGAAGGUGUGGGCAUUUUUUAUAAACCUAAAAGGAGCGUUUAAUAAAAUAGAUAGGAAGGUAUUAUGGGAAAUGAUGAGGAGAAGGGGUAUCAGUGAUGUACUGAUAGAAAGAGUAAAAGAAAUAUAUGAGGAGACAAGAUGCGUGGAGCGCGGAUCUUUGAGUGUACCCGCGGAAGAUGGUCUGCUGGUCACGUCAGAGAUCGACCUACAAAUUUUCGGCGGCUAA
Trachymyrmex septentrionalis is the source of this 1743-nucleotide messenger RNA. RefSeq lists its product as uncharacterized. Lineage: Eukaryota; Metazoa; Arthropoda; Insecta; Hymenoptera; Formicidae. The record is from RefSeq and is a predicted model, not a curated record. The transcript has 2 exons. Bases 1 to 1743 code for a protein of 580 amino acids. Gene Ontology annotation, molecular function: catalytic activity.